AUGAAACCUAAACCAAAAAUUGAAACUAAUAAUACAAUUGAUUUAUUAUCAAGGACAACUCAAAAUCUCAAUUCUUAUCAAUAAGAUCUCCUAAAUACAGUUCGGAGCAUCAAUUCAAAGUCCAAUUCCAACCCCAAUAUUUUUUGGAAAGAAGUUCUCAAACAAAAGUAUACUCAAGACUCACCCCUGAAAAGGAGGCAAUAGAAAAAUAUGGAAAUAGCAACUGCAUUGCAAAAGCAAAAUCAGAUUAUCCUAUCAAAAUACUAUAAACCUUAGAACAAUCAAUCGAAAAGUUAAUAAACUUUGUUGUUAAAUCAACUUGUCGCCAAAAUAAAUCCGAGUAAUGAAAUCAAUAUGUUCAAACAAUCUUAACCAUCCUCAAUUGAUCCUAGACCCCUUACAUCCAAAAUCAAUUAAACAAACUCUGCUUAAAACAGAAGAUAAGAAUCAAUAGGAUCCAAAUAUCAAAAUGUUUAUGAUGGAAUAUAUCAGAAACCAAAGAAAGUACACUCACAUUAGAUAUCUCCGGUGCACUCAAGGCAAUUAUCCUUAUAGCAACCUUAAUCAAUAACAAAUAGAGUAUAAAAAUAUUUUGAAAGCAUUAAAUUUAAUACAGAAGAUGUCUAAUUUUAGUACUACUUAGGAAAAAUCAAGGCAGUUUUCACUCAGCCUUGUAAAGAUGAUUACUUUAGUUCUCUCUACAGAGACCAUUUCUUUUAAACUUAUUAAGGGAUUUAUGCAGCAUCUCAUCUAAGACUAGCUGAUCCAAAUGAUUUCAAAAGGAAAGCAGUCAAAAUUAAGAGGAAAGAAUAACAUAUAGAUAAAAUCUCUGUGAUCUUUGAUUUGGAUGAAACUUUAGUUCAUUGCAAUGAGUCAAUAUUGUAGAAAUCUGAUUUCCAUUUGAAUAUCAAGGUGAGUCCCAAUUUAAUGGUUAAAGCUGGAGUCAACAUACGGCCAGGAGCAAUUGAAUUAUUGGAGUCUUUGGUAGAGCACUUUGAAAUUAUAGUAUUCACUGCUUCACAUUAAUGUUAUGCUAAACAAGUAUUGGAUUAUUUAGAUCCUGAAAAUAAGUUGAUUUCACAUAGAUUUUUUAGAGAUAGUUGCUGUUAAACAACAGGAAGUAUGUAUACUAAAGAUUUGAGAAUAUUUGACAGACCAUUAAGUCAAAUGGUUUUAGUUGAUAAUGCAUCUUACAAUUAUGCUUGGUAAUUGGAUAAUGGAAUACCUAUUGUUCCAUUUUAUGAUAAUAAAGAUGACCGAGAACUUUGGGGGUUAUAGACUUAUUUAAUGGGAAUGCGAGGGGUUUCAGAUGUUAGAGAGUACAAUAGAAACAAAUUGAAAUUAAACCAAUUCUAUGAUGCCUCUAGUGCUGCUGGUGUUUUUGAAAAGCUUUUUCAAUAAAAAAUGGAAAUAUGA
This is a messenger RNA of Paramecium tetraurelia, 1416 nucleotides long. RefSeq lists its product as uncharacterized. Lineage: Eukaryota; Ciliophora; Oligohymenophorea; Peniculida; Parameciidae. The transcript is spliced from 3 exons. Gene Ontology annotation, molecular function: phosphoprotein phosphatase activity. The record is from RefSeq and is a predicted model, not a curated record.